Messenger RNA from Eublepharis macularius, 4514 nucleotides. RefSeq names its product MAPK activated protein kinase 5 (gene MAPKAPK5). Bases 510 to 1931 code for a protein of 473 amino acids. Gene Ontology annotation, biological process: Ras protein signal transduction; peptidyl-serine phosphorylation; negative regulation of TOR signaling. Gene Ontology annotation, cellular component: cytoplasm; nucleus. The transcript is spliced from 14 exons. NCBI's taxonomy places the organism in Eukaryota, Metazoa, Chordata, Lepidosauria, Squamata, Eublepharidae. Gene Ontology annotation, molecular function: ATP binding; mitogen-activated protein kinase binding; calcium/calmodulin-dependent protein kinase activity. The record is from RefSeq and is a predicted model, not a curated record.
UCGCCUGGCAUCUCGCGCCCGCUUCCCUCUCGGCGGAAGUGGUUCUCAGGCGAUGUGGCGCGGGCGGGCGCUUGGCGAGUGAAAUCUGAGGCGGCGACCGCACGGGCGAGGGGCUCCUUGCGACCUCGCCGAUCAGGCGCGGCUGCCCGCGUCGGAGGGGGCGAGAUCCGGCAAUGGCUGGCGGCUCCCUGGCAGGAGCGGAGCCCCGGCAGCUGAGGCGAGGCCCGGGCCACAGCUGAGGCGGCGGCGGCGCCUUCCCUUCGCCCCCCUCCGCCCGCGCUCCCUUCUCUCAGCCGGCUCGCCUCGCCGUGUGAGGUGAGGCCUUCACUCCCGUCCGUCUCUCCCUGGCUGGGCGGGGAUGAGGCGGCGGCCCGGCGGCGACGGAGGCGGCAGUGCCGGCGGCGACGAGGACGCGGGCUCGGAGGAGCGGCGCCCUGCCUAGCGCGGCCCCCGGCGGGGCCCCCGCGCCGCCCCCUGCCUGCCCGCCCGGCCCGCGGUGGCGGCGGAGGAUGUCGGAGGAGCCCGACGCGGACAAGAUGAUCAAGGAAACGUCUAUUUUAGAGGAGUACCACAUUAACUGGACUCAAAAGCUGGGAGCAGGAAUUAGCGGUCCAGUAAGAGUCUGCAUGAGAAAAUCGUCCCAAGAACGAUUUGCACUGAAAAUUCUUCUUGAUCGCCCCAAAGCUAGGAACGAGGUCCGGCUGCACAUGAUGUGUGCGAUGCAUCCUAAUAUUGUUCAGAUUAUCGAGGUGUAUGCCAACAGCGUGCAGUUCCCUCAUGAGUCCAGCCCAAGGGCUCGGCUUCUAAUUGUAAUGGAGAUGAUGGAAGGGGGCGAACUCUUUCACAGAAUCAGCCAACAUCGGCACUUUACUGAGAAGCAAGCAAGCCAAGUAACAAAGCAGAUAGCCUUGGCUUUGCAACAUUGUCAUUCUCUAAACAUUGCACAUCGAGACCUCAAGCCUGAGAAUCUUCUGUUCAAGGAUAAUUCUUUGGAUGCCCCGGUAAAGCUGUGUGACUUUGGGUUCGCCAAGGUUGACCAGGGUGACCUGAUGACCCCACAGUUCACUCCGUACUAUGUAGCACCUCAGGUUCUAGAGGCACAAAGAAGACAUCAGAAAGAGAAAUCUGGUAUCAUCCCUACCUCACCAACACCUUACACUUACAAUAAGAGCUGUGACUUGUGGUCCCUUGGCGUCAUCAUUUACGUGAUGCUGUGUGGUUACCCACCGUUUUACUCCAAGCACCACAGUCGGACAAUUCCCAAAGAUAUGCGGAAAAAGAUAAUGACGGGGAGCUUUGAGUUCCCGGAGGAAGAGUGGAGCCAGAUCUCCGAAAUGGCAAAGGACAUUGUGCGCAAGUUGUUGAAGGUAAAGCCGGAGGAAAGGUUGACAAUAGAAGGUGUUCUGGACCACCCCUGGCUGAACUCUACAGAGGCUCUCGAUAACAUUUUGCCCUCUGCCCAGUUAAUGAUGGACAAGGCGAUGGUCGCUGGUAUUCAGCAGGCCCAUGCGGAGCAGCUGGCCAACAUGAGAAUCCAGGACCUCAAAGUCAGCCUCAAACCCCUCCACUCCGUCAACAACCCAAUCCUGCGCAAAAGAAAACUGCUGGGAACAAAACCAAAAGACAGCGUGUAUAUCCACGAUCCCGAAAACAGCAGUGAGGACUCCAACGUGGCUCUGGAAAAGCUCCGAGACGUGAUUGCUCAGUGCAUUCUGCCGCAGGCUGGUAAAGGCGAGAAUGAAGAUGAGAAACUGAACGAAGUGAUGCAGGAAGCCUGGAAAUAUAACAGGGAGUGCAAAUUAUUGCGAGACACCCUUCAGACUUUCAGCUGGAACGGCAGGGGAUUCACAGACAAAGUGGACCGUCUAAAACUGGCAGAAAUAGUGAAACAAGUUAUUGAGGAGCAAACAAAUUCCCAUGACUCGCAAUAGCUGGAGCUGCUUAUUCCUUAAGCGCAAAGACAAACACUUCCCCGUCCCCGUUUUUUAAACUAUUUGAGUUCUCCUUUAAUCUGUAAAGUAUUUUUAUGUAAAUUAAUAAAUCAUAAUUAUUUCAUUCAAUUUCCAUGCAGCUUGAAAAAUGCUGAAUAGAUGUAGAUAACAAGAAUCAUUGGUACUGUAAUAUUUUUUUAAACUCAGUUCUUCAAAAGUAUAUAUAUAUAUAUAUAUAAUAUAAAUUUUAUGUACCAUUUAAUUCUUGACUGUCAACUGGGGCAAGUUACUAUCUUCAAUAACUAGAUGCUGUAAUCUUCCAGAUGCCUAUAAUGAAUGGUUAACAGCCUGCAUCAACUAGCAUUACUCUGUUUUUCCUCCUGCAUCCACCUUGGCACAUUACUUGAAGUAAUUGCUGAGGGGUAUGAACAGCAUGGUUGUUCAUUAGAACUUUCUUUCCAAGCACCCGCCUUAAUGGCAGCGCCUGCUUUGGUGGGUGGUCUAAGGACACCCCCUCCAGGCCUCCAGCUCUUGGUUCCCUGCAGCCCCACCCCUGCCGCUGCCUCUCUUCCCCAGCCUUGUCCGCUUUUCUUCCGGCUUCCCACUGCGAAGCCCAGGACUGUUCGCUCCUCUGGAAAAUGGCGGCUUUUUUAAGUAAAGAAAAAUUGCAGUUAACAGAGAAACUGUACAUAUUUCUAGUUUUCUAUCUUACAACAUUUUGCUUUUUAAGACAGGGCUGAAGGUGGUUUUAUAGAAUUAUUUUGUACAAUCACCUGUGCCAUUUAGUGACUGAAGUGCCGAUUCAGGGCUGCUCUGAGCUGUUGACGUUGCAUUUUUCAUAGCUCAUUACUUUUGAGUGGUUUACACUUGUUUCCUGAGCCAUAUUGCCUCAUCCACAUGGUUGCUAUGAGCCAUGUUCUUUUUCGUCCCUAACGCCUCCUCUUUGCUUUCUCCUUAUCAGUCAGUAUCCAUCCCUGCAGUGAUGUUUGCAGGUUAGGACUCGGGGCCCCUUGCCUUUCAGGUGGAAGGCUUUGCUUUUGCUCUCUCUCUCCCUCUGGCUUCCUUCGUCCUUUCCAACACCCCUCAGUGUGUAGUAUUAAGCUGCUUCCUCAAAAGCAAACAUUCAUAUGUGUGGCUUCUGGUAUAGCCCUUUAGCGUGGAGCAGGAAGUCUGGAAUACUAUAAUCAGAGUGCAGGAGGGAGGUGUACAGGGCAGGGGCUUUUUGUGCCGUCUUUCAUCCUGGAAAUGGCAAUAUUUGCCUAUAACCAAUACAAACGAAGCAUGAGUACAUACCGGUUGUUCGUUGGAUGGUUGUUGUCUCGCAGUGUGUGGCCUCUAAGAGCAUGUAGCCAAGAAGCGUGCGAGCAUGCCCCUCUCCGGACAAGUAAAGCAAUGUGGUAAGGCUUCCGAAGGGGCCCCAGUCGGCAGACAUGUUCUGUGCGCUGAUGCUAAAGAAGAGACAAAGGCUUCCAGCGAGAAAGAAAUAGCAGAGGUAGAAAAGUAUGUUCUUCAGAAGUUACAAGCAAGGGAACAGUAAUUCAUGCUUGCCCGUAAUUAAUAGCCAGACCCUCCCAGAACAAGCCAAAAGAGGGUAUUUUCUCAGCCAGUCUCCUUGAAUGGAACGUGGCUUCUUUUGCAGUGCCGAGUGACAGUAGAAGCGAGCAUCCCGCCUUUUUUCUGCUUUAUAGUUGGCCUCCAUAAUCAAGAGUUUUGAAAAUCUUUCUCUGAAAGCAGCUGUAUCUUGGCGCCUCCCACCGCUCUGGUAAGGGGACAUCAGUGACUAUCUUGGGCUAGGGUAAGAUUCAGAAUUAACAACUGCCCCCAUGGCUGCUGGGUGUGCCAUGUUUGUGCCUUUCGCUUCGGGAUAUGAACACACAGGUUUGCUGAUGGUUAAAGCGAACAAGGAGAAUCCUGGCAGACAGGUCGGUUCUUUCCGUGCUGAGGAGGGUAGGUAUUUUCUGGGCUGGAGUGUAAGAACGAAAGCAGAAAGGGAACCGUAUCAUGCCAGUUGAAUUUUGUAUGCCAGUGCUGCUAUUUUCUUUCAAGGGGAGUGCUUUUGAAGUGAUGCCAUUAAAGGAAUACACAUGGAAAGCAUUGAACAUGUUGAGGGGGGAAUCCUUCAGGAAUAGACUGGAUUACUGAUCUGUUUUCGCAAAAUGCAUACGGAGUUUUCAGCUCCUAUAUGUUGCUUUCCACAUUUUUCCUAUUGGAAGAUUUCCAAUCACACUCCUUUAGAAGAAAUCAAAACACUCCGUUAUGAUCAGUCGUCGUCGUCAUUAUUAUUUACUACAUUUAUAGUCCGCCCUCCCUGCAAGCGGGCUCAUUGAAAGGGCUUAGUCAGGGUCAUUUGAAAACAAAGAAUUUGAUUAGGACAGAGAAUUUAUUCUGUGAGUGAAUGGCUAGAUAACGCACAUAUUUUGCACGGCUGCCGUUCUACAUUCAACCACCAUGUUUCAAUUUUGUCGCCACUUUUUCUACCUUCUGUGUGUCUUUUUCUGCACUCCAGUUUUGUUUUUCUUUUUGAAUCAGUAUUAUAAUGUAAAUAUUAUGCAUUGGUGUACAUAAAUAAUUUUACUAAAUCUU